AUGACGUCAAACGGUACCUCAGAGUCACCCAAACUUCUCCGACGAUCGACAACCGUCCACUCCACGCCCGCCUUCAAUCCCCAGUCACCUCCCAAACCACGGCGGUUACACCUCCUCCCUCCUCCAUCCCACCAUGGGCCCGCCGCCACAAAUCCCUAUGGUACAAACCAGCAUGGAAUACAGAAGUACCAUCAUGGGUUCUUCGAUCCUUCUCUUGCCCCCUUGAGAGCGGCGUACAUGAAGAUAAUGGGGAUGAUGACCAUCGUCAUCGUCCUCAUCCUCUGGGCUUGUCUUCCACUCUACUGGGGGUCAUUCUGGCUCGAACUGACCCACUCGCCCGGCCUAAACGCCUGGGUCGUGAACCGCGACCCGAACGGGCUCAUCGGCCAGUUUGUCACUCAAGCGAUGGUCAACUCCAGUCACGGGAUGUGGGACCCCAUCCCCGAGGGUCACCUUGGCUGGCAAGUCGUAUCCCCUUCCCAAGCAGGCUCCGACCAGGACAUAGAAGACGCCGUAGCAGUGCACGAGACGGUCUGGGUCGUCCUCGUCAUCCAAGAGAACGCGACUGCCAUCCUAGAAGAAGCCCGCGCGAACGGGGAUCCAAGCUACGAUCCUACAAAAGUCCUCACCUGGUAUUUCUCUGAAGCGAGGAACGAGAUUGCCACGGAUACGAUUAUCCAAGAACUGAUCGACUAUAUCCUGGGCCUCACGAGCGCGAGGCUCAACACGCUCCUCGCUGCUGAGUACCUGCAGCAGAUACAGGGGAACGUCACUGCUCUCGCGAACUUGGCACAGGCACCGCAGACGAUCUCGGGCCCCGUAUCGAUCACUAUGGUCAACCUUAGGCCUUAUACUGACCCGACGGCGCUCGCGGUCGAGCUGGUGGGUUCGAUCUACCUGAUCAUCGUCGCCUUCAUCUGGUCCAACGGGCACGCCCAAGCACGAAUGCUCAUCUCUCCCCACCUUCGCACGCGCUCCUACCUCAUCCUCCGGAUCGUUGCCCCGCUGAUAUCCUACCUCCCCCUGUCCCUAGCAUUCAGCAUGAUCUCGCUCCCCUUCAAGCUCCCAUUCGACGGGAAAUACUCAUACGCGGGCGGGUUCUUUCUUUACUGGUGCUAUUGCUAUCUAGCGAUGUGCGCACUCGGCCUAGCGAUAGAAGCGAUGAUCACCCUCCUCACACCGCGCUUCGCGUUCCUCUUCCUCAUCCCGUGGAUCAUCACGAAUGUCUCUGUAGCACAAACACCGUUCGAGCUCGGCGCGUGGUUCUAUCGCUACGGAUACGGAUUCCCGGUAUUCAACCUCGCCCAAGCCGUUCGCACCAUCUUGUUCAACACGCGGAAUGCUCUGGGCCUGAACGCGGCCGUCCUCCUCUCCUGGGCGGGGCUGAGCCUGAUAACCAUGCCGACAUUUACGCUGCUCAUGCGCUCGCUUGAGAUGCGCAAGGCGCGCAAGGAGAUCAGAGAGGCGAACGUGGCGCGGAAAGAGAAUGUGGAUGUGGAUGUCGGGUAUGAGGGCGGUGGGACGCUUGCUCAGGAGGAUACGGCGAGUGAUUCAGAUGUGGUCGAACGGGGUGGGAAGGUUGCGAACGGAGGUUCUCUGACAGGUGUUUAGGCGCGUUCUGCAUGCGCCCUUUCAAUUGAUUACCACUGGCAGACGGAACGCAGUGGUUCGUCAUCAGGGAUCUGGACAUAAUACAUGUAGCAAUUACCAACAAUAGACUCGAGGAUAAU
This is a messenger RNA of Dacryopinax primogenitus, 1730 nucleotides long. RefSeq lists its product as uncharacterized. The transcript is spliced from 2 exons. Gene Ontology annotation, cellular component: membrane. The coding region runs from base 1 to 1611 and encodes 536 amino acids. Lineage: Eukaryota; Fungi; Basidiomycota; Dacrymycetes; Dacrymycetales; Dacrymycetaceae. The record is from RefSeq and is a predicted model, not a curated record.